Hypoxylon fragiforme is the source of this 2329-nucleotide messenger RNA. RefSeq names its product ammonium transporter. The transcript is spliced from 4 exons. Lineage: Eukaryota; Fungi; Ascomycota; Sordariomycetes; Xylariales; Hypoxylaceae. Gene Ontology annotation, cellular component: plasma membrane. Gene Ontology annotation, molecular function: ammonium channel activity. Gene Ontology annotation, biological process: ammonium transmembrane transport. Bases 357 to 1811 code for a protein of 484 amino acids. The record is from RefSeq and is a predicted model, not a curated record.
CUGUAUUUAGGCACCGUCAUCCGCCCCUGGCAUCUGUUAUAUGCACGAACUUCCUACUUCCUUCCCUUCUCCCUUUGUCGUGUCUCUUAUUUCCUUCCACCCAAAAAGCAAAUCGCGACAAACCCAAAGCUUUUGUGGGACGAGUGUCUCACACCCGAGAAGCAUUGCCCUAGGUAACCUACAUAUUGUAGUGUUUGACGAAAGGUCAACCACCUAUACCUUACAGUAGGUUUUGGAAUUUGGAUCAACAUUUGAGGUUUUGUCUUUUAAUAAGAGGGCACACCACGAGACAACAUUGAAGACAAGACAAGACAAGACAACACUCCCGUCGCCCGAGUCGUGAUCGACGUCCAGCAAUGUCCUCCAGCUUGUACGUCACGCCUUACAAUGGCACCACCGGCGAGGCGGACGCCGGUUACUCCACCGAUGUCACGGAUCUAAAUCAGUUCUACGAGGGUGGUGACUUCGCCUGGAUCAUGACGUGCUCCGCGCUCGUCCUGCUCAUGAUUCCCGGCGUCGGCUUCUUCUACUCGGGCCUCGCCCGGCGCAAGUCGGCGCUGUCGCUGAUCAUGCUAGCCAUGCUCUCCAUCGCCGUCGUCGACUUCCAGUGGUUUUUCUGGGGCUACAGCUUGACCUUCUCCCACACUGGCAGCGCCUUCAUCGGCGAUCUGUCCAACUUCGGCCUCAUGAAGACCCUCGCCCAGCCCUCCGUCGGCAGCACCAAGGUCCCCGAUCUGCUCUUCUGCUUGUACCAGGGAAUGUUCGCCGCUAUUACACCAGCUCUUGCGAUCGGCGCCGCGGUUGACCGCGCCCGUCUGCUACCUUGCAUCGUCUUUAUGUUCGUCUGGGCCACCAUAGUGUACGACCCGAUCGCGUACUGGACCUGGAACGCCAACGGCUGGUCGUUCAAGAUGGGAGGCCUCGACUUCGCCGGUGGCACUCCUGUGCACAUCUCGUCCGGUGCCGCCGCGCUCGCCUUCUCCGUCAUGAUCGGCAAGCGAUCCGGCUACGCCAAGUCCGCCGGCCUGCCUUACCGCCCUCACAACGUCACCCACAUCGUCCUCGGCACCGUCUUCCUGUGGGUCGGCUGGUUCGGCUUCAACGGCGGCUCUGCGCUCGCCUCCAACAUGCGCGCCGUCAUGGCUUGCAUCGUCACGCACCUCGCUGCUUCCGUCGGCGGCAUCACCUGGGUCUUGCUCGACUACCGUCUGGAGAAGAAGUGGUCCGUGGUUGGUUUCUGCUCCGGCGCUAUUGCGGGUCUCGUGGCCAUCACGCCCGCCGCUGGUUACGUCACCCCCUGGGCUGCCGUCAUCUUCGGUAUCGUUGGUAGCAUCGGUUGCAACUUUGCCACUAAGCUCAAGUUUGUGAUGGGUGUUGAUGAGGCUUUGGAUAUCUUCGCUGUCCACGGUAUUGGUGGUAUUAUCGGUAACUUGUUGACCGGCAUUUUCGCAGCUGAUUACAUCGCAGCGCUUGAUGGCUUCACCGUCAUCCCCGGUGGCUGGAUCAACCAGAACUAUAUCCAACUAGGAUACCAGAUCGCCGACUGCGUCGCAGGUUUCUCAUACUCGUUCGUGAUGACAUGUGUCAUCCUGUUCCUGCUAAACCUGGUCCCGGGCCUGAGCCUACGUGUUUCAGCCGAGAACGAGGAGAUCGGCGUCGACGACGACCAACUGGGCGAAUUUGCCUACGACUAUGUCGAGCUACAGCGCCACACCACCGAUGUCCUCACUGGCACCUCCGAGUUGGCAACCCCGGGUACUGGCCGUGCAGGCUCGUCCAAGAGCAGUGAGGGUCCCGAGAAGAUGGUAUAGAUAUUGGAAGCAUGCAUGCAUGUGGUGGCGUUGUCUAUAAAAAGAAAAUGGAGUCGAGUCGAGUCGAGUCAACAACAUAACAUACCAUACCAUUCAAGUUCGCCUAGUCGAGCCGUCAUUUGAAGAGGAAAACCAGAAAAAAUACCACGCCUGUCUUGUCUUUAGGAGAUGGCGUCGAAAUCAAGACAUCGUAUAAGAUGACACAUUACAUAAUAGUCGUUGUUGCAAAGGUUUCUGUGUCAAUACAAUUGUUCUUAGAUUUGAUUGUUGAAGUGGAGUCAUUAUACCCCUUUUUUUGUAUGAACAGCAUAAAGAAAUCAUCGUUUCUAAGUUUACGACCAGACGUAGACUGGGUACCGAGUAUCUAGUGCCUAGUUGAUAGAAGAUGAAGUAUGCUAUAAACAAGACCUUUUAUUCUAGUGAUCAAAUCUUGGGUCCAAGUAGCUAUGGAUUCAUCGUUUAGGUAUGUCAAGUUCGAUGGCAGUUAGGUAGAUGGACUCGUAAUAGCACUCAGUGAC